GAAGCGUUUGUAUCGAGAUUUAAGCUGUAUGAAAACAAGCUUUCGGAUUUAAAUUGCCUGUGUGUCCCCUGGCGAAGCGUUUGUAUUAUAAAUUAAGUUGUACGAAAAUAAAUCAAUUUCAAAUGCCAAAAACAAGAGUAACUAAUCGCCACCUUAUUUAUGGGGUAGAUGAAUGUAACAUGACUGAAGGGGAAACGAAAGAAAUAGUGUUGACUACUGUUUUUGCCCCUCAUAUUCAAAAACAUGCUCAAGUGCUUUUAACAGAGCCUAACAUUGGAUUAUGUCGUAGACAAGUCGAAAUAUUUAAUCCCAAGCCAUCUUUUCCAUCUUAUGAUGAAGAAGAAUCUAAUUGUGAUAAAUUCCAACUAGUGAUUCCUUAUGCUGGUGUGAAACUUGAAUGUAUGGUAAUAUUUCAGUCUUCAGCGCCUGACUGUCCACCUGAUUUUGUAUUCUCAGAUGAGAGAUUUUUUGCACCUCUUAAUCAGGUGGAAUCUUUGUGUUCGUGGGAUGUGCGUAAACCAGAUGCACUGUUAAAAGUCUUGAAAGAGAUAAUGCAAUUUUAUAAAAAGAAGCAAAUUCAAAUCUUAGACAGUUAUGAGCAAUUAAGUUUUGAAUAUUUGUGUUUAUUUCAGCUUCAGAAUUUUAAUGAAGAUGAUAUUGAGAUCUUAGUUCCAGAUGAAGAAGGAAGUCCAGUUAUAUUUCUCAUUAAGUUGCAUGUUGAUUAUUGCCAAUUAUUUCCUGAUUACUAUCGAGAUGAAUCUGAUACUAGAGACUACCCUCUAUUAUUGGUGUUUUUUCCAAAUCGUGAUAGCAAUAGAAGCUAUCUAAGAGUGUAUUUGUCAAAAAAAACCCAAUCUAUCGUGACCAUUGAUGAAAAUUUCCAGUUGCCAGAUGAUGUUACUGAUAAUUAUCUUACUAGAUAUAUUAUUGCUCUUGAGAACGAGCUUAAAACAAAAAUCCAAUUAGCAGCUUCUCGUUAUGAAAGAAGAAGAAUGUACUUUGUAAAAUUUCUUACUCACUUUGAUAAAUGUAUUAUUAAAUAUGAUAGUACAUUGUAUACUACCAUGACAUUAUUAUUAGAAGAAGGUGAUUUUUAUUUUAUCCUUGAAAUCACUUUGCCUGAUGAUUUUCCUAUAGGAACACCAGCACUUCUGUUCCGUUCAGUUUAUCACUAUUACAAAAAGGAUCCUUUUACAGCAUCUGUUGAUAAUUAUCCUUACUGUCCCACCUGGCCAUUGCAGAAAGUCUUAGAAGAAACCAUUAAGUUUAUUACUGAAUAUGUUCCUCUUUUUCGACAAGACAGUGCAGCUUUUGCUUGAAAGCUGAAGAUUACCUCUUAUGGAAUGCUGGGCAUUCGACAUAGUGCACAAAAUUGGCAUUUUUUUUUUUAAUCCCAACAAUUUUAUUUGUUACUGUAUUGUUUAAUCAUCCUACAUAUUUUGUUCCAUGUCUCAAGUCAUUAUUCCUUUUAAUUUUUUACUUCAAAAGAACAAGUUCAAUCUUAUUUUAUCUCAAUAUAUUAUUCACUUAU
This is a messenger RNA of Argiope bruennichi, 1531 nucleotides long. Its product is annotated as BRISC and BRCA1-A complex member 2-like. The record is from RefSeq and is a predicted model, not a curated record. The transcript has 3 exons. Gene Ontology annotation, cellular component: BRISC complex; BRCA1-A complex. Gene Ontology annotation, biological process: double-strand break repair. NCBI's taxonomy places the organism in Eukaryota, Metazoa, Arthropoda, Arachnida, Araneae, Araneidae. The coding region runs from base 123 to 1319 and encodes 398 amino acids.